CCUCAUCAAGAACAAUUAUAUUGAUUACAUAGGCGUCAUGUAAUCAUGCAAUUAUCAUUAAAUAUUUAUCAUCAUGAUUCAUCAAAUUGACCAUAUGAUAUAAAGUGUCAUAUCAGGAAUAUUGUUAUACAUUUUUGUGGACAUAUAUAUACGUAUAUGUCUAUGAAUUAUUCUACAAUUCUAGCGUGGUACCACUCAGCGGUUUCGCUGAGCAUGUAGUUUGUAUUUUUCGUUGACUACACGUAGAGUGCCUCGAGAAGAGGGCUUAGGAUGCCUCGUGAGACAAGGGCUUAUAUGCCGUGCGAGGUGGUCAAUGCCAACCUCGGGAAAGGAGUUGAAAUUGUCUCGGAGAUAACUUUAGUGCCUCGUGAGGUGGCCGAGGCCGACCUCAGGAGAGGGCUUCUAGUUGCCUCGGGAGACGAGGGCUUAAGUAACUUGCAAG
Molecule: messenger RNA, 442 nt
Organism: Cuscuta campestris
Lineage: Eukaryota; Viridiplantae; Streptophyta; Magnoliopsida; Solanales; Convolvulaceae
Source: the annotation of a GenBank genome assembly